GGAAUGUCUCCAUAAACCAUUUUCCGGUUCACAGAGUAAAUUGAAAAUGCCACUAACACUCACGAGUCACGUAUGAUGAAACACAGCCUAAAUUCAAAAUGCCGAGCACCCCAUUGCCUACGGCAUUCCUAUCUAUAGCUGAACUGAUUCUUCCAUGGCUGACACCCCAAGAACUCGCUUCCAUUUCCUGCACUUCUCAGACUUUAUCACACCUCUCUAAACGCAUUACCACUGUCAGAUCCUCUGACGCUUCUAGAUCCUUGGAGAAUUUCCCCAUCCCCUUCAUAAACUCCGUCGAUUCUCACCCUUACUCUUUCUUCCUCUACACUUCCACCUAUCUUCUUCCCUCCCCCAAUUUCCUCCGCCAAUUUUGGGCUUGGAGUCCCUCUCUUUCUACAAACCCUAAUUGUAAUUCCCAAUUCGAUUUUGAUUCUGUUGACUGUGUUGGGUGUGAUUGUAGUGAGAUUUGCAAUGAGAGUGAUUGCUCUUGUUUCGCGUUGAGAGGUGGGGACGUUAUCUCUGAGUGUGGAGCGAGGUGUGCUUGUCAAUCAAGUUGUCCAAAUCGGGUGACUCAGAAGGGUAUUUCUGUUCAAUUGAAGAUUGUUAGGGUUUUAAAUAAGGGUUGGGGAUUGUUUGCUGCACAAUUCAUUCCUUCGGGAAGUUUCGUAUGUCAGUAUGCAGGUGAAUUAUUGACAACCAAAGAGGCAAGGAGGCGGCAACAAAUAUAUGAUGAACUUGCAAGAGGUGGUCGGUUUUCAUCUGCCCUUUUGGUGGUGCGGGAGUAUCUUCCAUCAAGGAAAGCAUGUUUCAGGAUCGAUAUUGAUGCCACAAGAAUCGGUAAUGUUGCACGAUUUAUAAAUCAUUCUUGUGAUGGCGGCAACCUAUCCACCGUAUUGAUUAGAAGUUCAGGAGCUCUAUUACCCCGGGUUUGCUUUAUUUCUUCCAGAGAUAUAGAAGCAGGUGAAGAACUUAGCUUUAGUUAUGGAGAUGUUAGGCUUAGGACAGAUGGGUUGCAAUGUUUUUGUGGCAGCUCUAGUUGUUUUGGCAUCUUACCCUCAGAAGACACCUGAUUGAGGUACUUCGUUGAACAUUCAUGCUUCCCAGAACGGCGGAAUCAUUGGUACAAAGAAACUAAUGGUGAGGGUGAGCCUAUUUAGCAGAUUUACAGUCUUAUUAAUACUGCUACUUUUCUAUAAUAUGACUUGAUUAUUUCUACAUUAUAUUAUACAUAAUUUCAUCCUA
Beta vulgaris subsp. vulgaris (sugar beet) is the source of this 1242-nucleotide messenger RNA. Its product is annotated as histone-lysine N-methyltransferase SUVR3. The record is from RefSeq and is a predicted model, not a curated record. NCBI's taxonomy places the organism in Eukaryota, Viridiplantae, Streptophyta, Magnoliopsida, Caryophyllales, Amaranthaceae. Bases 99 to 1070 code for a protein of 323 amino acids. Gene Ontology annotation, molecular function: protein binding. The transcript has 2 exons.